Molecule: messenger RNA, 1016 nt
Organism: Athene cunicularia (burrowing owl)
Lineage: Eukaryota; Metazoa; Chordata; Aves; Strigiformes; Strigidae
Gene: CNIH3
Product: cornichon family AMPA receptor auxiliary protein 3
Exons: 8
Coding region: 1-738 (245 amino acids)
Biological process (GO): vesicle-mediated transport; regulation of AMPA receptor activity
Cellular component (GO): synapse; dendrite
Source: RefSeq, a predicted model, not a curated record
AUGGCAAUUCAUAUGGUGAAGUGCCCUGACCAGGAUCUAUUACAUUGUUUGCCUCCAAACGAUCUACUCCGUCAAGAUGCUGGAUUUAUUCAAGACUUAGCUGCAUUAGUUAAGGCUAGCUCAACAGAGCUCUGCCUUAAUAGUUCUGUCUUUCAGAGCAACCUAGUUCUUCAUCUCAACAUGCUGCAGCAUUAUCAUCUUAUCUCUGUGUUCAGUGGACCUUUAGAGGUUUUCCUGGACUUCUUUGGAGGGCCUCCAUCUUAUGAUUCCGCUAUGUCUGUAAGUACCAGUGCAGUGAAGCAAAGAGAAUUUAAGGGAGAUGCACAAGAUCCCAAAAUAAUCGCCUUUGAUGAACUUCGGACAGACUUCAAAAGCCCAAUAGAUCAGUGCAACCCAGUCCACGCAAGAGAGCGACUGAGAAAUAUUGAGCGUAUUUGCUUCCUCCUGCGAAAGCUGGUGUUGCCGGAGUACUCUAUCCAUAGUCUUUUCUGCAUAAUGUUUUUGUGCGCUCAAGAGUGGCUGACACUGGGGUUAAAUGUUCCUUUGCUUUUUUAUCACUUCUGGAGGUAUUUUCGUUGCCCAGCAGAUAGUUCAGAGCUAGCAUAUGAUCCACCUGCAGUCAUGAAUGCAGAUACCUUGAGUUACUGUCAAAAAGAGGCCUGGUGUAAGCUAGCUUUCUAUCUCCUUUCCUUCUUCUACUAUCUGUACUGCAUGAUCUACACUUUGGUGAGCUCUUAACUGAAAGAUCAUCAUUAAAGACUGAAAACAGCAAAGGCUGGAGGUGCAAGAAUGAGUGAGCCAAGGGAUGCAUGAUUUAAAAAAAAAAAAAAAAAAAAAAAAAAAAAAAAAAAAAAAAAAAAGAGGAAGACUUUGAAACCAAGAAGUAAAUAGAGUGCAUGAAACAGACACCCAGCAAGAAGAAGCAGAAUAACGUGGGAGAAUGGCUGAGUUAACUGUGUUUGUCUCCUGUUUCUCAAUGUGUUGCAGUAGAUGACUUUGAAAACCCAAACAAAAAA